Messenger RNA from Solea solea (common sole), 961 nucleotides. RefSeq names its product SBDS ribosome maturation factor (gene sbds). Gene Ontology annotation, biological process: ribosome biogenesis; cytosolic ribosome assembly. NCBI's taxonomy places the organism in Eukaryota, Metazoa, Chordata, Actinopteri, Pleuronectiformes, Soleidae. The transcript has 5 exons. Bases 99 to 848 code for a protein of 249 amino acids. The record is from RefSeq and is a predicted model, not a curated record.
UGUUUCCGAGGUGACGCAGAUCGAGAACGUACUCGGGUUAGCUUAAGUUUGCUGUACCUCCGACAGACUUUUUUCAGUCCUGUCAAACAAACACAAUCAUGUCGAUAUUCACGCCAACUAAUCAAAUACGGCUGACGAAUGUGGCGGUGGUGAGGAUGAAAAAAGGAGGGAAGCGUUUUGAAAUCGCCUGUUACAAGAACAAAGUUAUGAGCUGGAGAUCCGGAGCAGAGAAAGACUUGGAUGAGGUUCUGCAGACAUCCUCUGUUUUUGUCAACGUGUCAAAGGGUCAGGUGGCAAAGAAGGAUGAUUUGACCAAAGCCUUCGGGACGGAUGACCUGACCGAAAUCUGUAAACAGAUCUUGGCCAAAGGAGAACUCCAGGUGUCAGACAAGGAGAGGCAGAGUCAGCUGGAGACGAUGUUCAGGGACAUUGCGACAAUCGUGGCAGAGAAGUGUGUCAACCCUGAGACCAAGAGGCCCUACACUGUCAAUCUGAUUGAGCGAGGGAUGAAGGACAUCCACUACUCUGUUAAAGCCAACAAGAGCACGAAGCAGCAGGCUCUGGAAGUGAUUCGACAGCUGAAGGAGACCAUGGAGAUCCAGCGAGCCCACAUGAGGCUGCGUUUGGUGCUGCCAGCCAAAGAGGCCAAGAAGCUGAAAGAGAAGCUGAAACCACUCCUGCAAGUCGUGGAGAGUGAAGACUUUGAUGAGGAGCUGGAAAUGGUCUGUCUGGUGGAUCCCGGCUGCUACAGGGAGAUUGACGAGCUGAUUCGCUUUGAGACCAAAGGCCGAGGCACUCUGGAGGUUCUCAGUCUGAAGGAUGUGGAGGAAGGAGAUGAGAAACUAUAGUAACCCAAUCCCAUCCCAUCAGGCCUGUGCACCUUAUCCACACUAACUUGCCUCACAGUGGCACACAAACUACAAACUCAUUUAAAGGAAUAAACAUUUAUUAUGAGAUUUUA